Messenger RNA from Cottoperca gobio, 1922 nucleotides. RefSeq names its product leukotriene B4 receptor (gene ltb4r). Bases 181 to 1308 code for a protein of 375 amino acids. The record is from RefSeq and is a predicted model, not a curated record. Gene Ontology annotation, cellular component: plasma membrane. The transcript is spliced from 4 exons. Lineage: Eukaryota; Metazoa; Chordata; Actinopteri; Perciformes; Bovichtidae. Gene Ontology annotation, biological process: inflammatory response; positive regulation of cytosolic calcium ion concentration; phospholipase C-activating G protein-coupled receptor signaling pathway. Gene Ontology annotation, molecular function: complement receptor activity; leukotriene receptor activity.
UUCAAAGCAAAGAGGAAAGCCUGGGAAUUAAUAGAUCAGGCAAGGUGUAAAAUGUAUGGAAUUGUUUGAACUUUUGGAGUGGGUUUACCGUUGUGGACUUUAAAAAGAGAUCAGCAGUUGAAGGUUGUGUCAGCUUCACAGUCGUCAAAGCCAAAGUGAGAUUCUUCCGAGGCUUUAACGAUGGCCUCCAACAUUACCACCACUAUCUCUCAGCAGCCCCCCUCUGCCUCAAGUUCUCUGGGCAUCAGCACCCAGGUCGGCAUCGCCAUCCUGACCCUGGCGUUUGUGCUGGGCUUCCCCGGGAACCUGUUUGUGGUUUGGACGGUGAUCUGCCGGGUGAGGAAGCGCUCAGUGACCUGUUUGUUGGUGCUGAAUCUGGGUCUGGCGGAUGCUUUCGUGCUGCUCGGCGCCCCUUUUUUCCUGCGCUACCUGGCUGGAGGCCAGGGCUGGGAGUUUGGUUCGGCAGCAUGCAAGCUGGUGCAUUACCUGUCAAGUGUGAACAUGUACGUGUCCAUUUACCUCAUCUGCCUGAUGAGCAUGGACCGCUGGCUGGCCGUAUCGAGGCCUUUUCUGUCCCAGAGAAUGAGAACCAAGCGCUCCCUGCUGGUUCUCCUGCUGGUAGUGUGGGUGUCAGCGUUCAUCCUGUCACUGCCGAUGCCUUUCUACCGCAGUAAUCUGAAGAAUCCAAAAGCAAACAAUUCCAUUUACCAUUGUAUUCCGUACCACUGGAACAGCGUGGGUCACAAGGUCUUCCAGUACACGUUUGAGACCACCAUGGCCUGCAUUGUGCCUUUCACGCUCAUCAACAGCUGCUACUCCUCCCUCAUCUGCCGUCUGAAAAACGCUAAGUUCCAGCGCAGAGGACGAGGCAGCCGCCUCAUCCUGAUGAUUAUCUGUGCCUUUGCAAUAUUCUGGCUGCCCUAUCACAUCGUCAACGUCAUAGAGGUGAUCGGUCUGUUGUGGGACAAAAAAUCAGUGCUUAAGGCUGCCGGUAUAGCUCGUCCAAAUGUCACAGCCUUUGCGUACUUCAGCAGUGCCGUCAACCCCAUUCUUUACGUGUUCGCCGGCAGCUCCCACAUCCGCCAGGCCGGCCUCAGCUUCAUGGGCAAGCUCUUCGAGGGCACCAACUCUGAGAGCAGGACCACGUCUAUCUUCACCCGUAGCAGCCGCACCAACUCUUCACCGGAUGAGAGUUCUGUCCUGCAAUCGCUGUCCACCAAACUGGGACGAUCUUUGAAAGGGAAGAACAAGGACAAUGUGGCGGACAAAGAAGUCAACGAGCCUGAACUCAGGACUCUGAACAGCUAAUUCAUUGAUUAGAGAAAGACUGUGUUGACUCGUAAUUUGUAUUAUUGAUGUUUUUCCUUUACAUAACCUUUAUACCAUGAAUUAUUUAAAACAGCUAUUGGAUGGAUUUCCAUGACAUUUGGUACAAAGACUCUUGGUCGCCAUAAGAUCAAUCCUGAUGACUUUUGGUUUUCAAUUAUCCAAUGAAAUAGCUCAACGAACAUUUGAUGGAUUGGCGCAUAAUUUAGUACACACAUUCACGGCCCCCAGAUGAUGAAUCCUAAUGACUUGGUACACACAUUAACGUUCAUGUGUGCAAAACUAAUGACAUUCCCCAUCAGCCUCAGCUGUACUUUGUGUUUAGUGAGCAUUUAGCCGCACUGUCCCCAAGUAUAGCCUCACAGCGCAUGGCAUUGUAGAAGAAAGGAUGACCCAAAAAAAAGAAGAAAAGAAACCAUUUUGUUUUGUAUGGAAAUGACUUUAUAUGCAUAAUAAUAAUAAAUAUAUAUAUUUAGCUAGUGAAAUGAUCACAUAUAGGGCUAUUUUCUUUUGCAUUUAGUAAUAAUGUGUAUGUUAAUUUGUAUUUAAAUUUUGUAUUUGUUUUAACAACUUAAUAAAGCUUUUUUAAUAUUGCA